Messenger RNA from Meira miltonrushii, 1888 nucleotides. RefSeq lists its product as uncharacterized. The transcript has a single exon. The coding region runs from base 229 to 1650 and encodes 473 amino acids. Gene Ontology annotation, cellular component: nucleus. The record is from RefSeq and is a predicted model, not a curated record. Lineage: Eukaryota; Fungi; Basidiomycota; Exobasidiomycetes; Exobasidiales; Brachybasidiaceae. Gene Ontology annotation, biological process: regulation of DNA-templated transcription.
GUGGAGAAGAAGGGGAACACACACACACACAAGCACAAGCAGGCAGGCCGAUUGGUGUUCACUCACUCAUGACAGUUUAUUAAACUUUUUGGAAAUGGGAUGAGGGGAAAAUGGAUGCGUGUUGAAUAUGCAGAUCACUCAUUCACCACCACCUAGGGAACCAUUCAAAUACACCAACAGCAUACUAUACAGGUCUCAAGGUACACCAUAACAACUCGCAAUCACGUCAUGUCAAAAGUGAUGUCUGGACAUAUGGAUCAAAUGGCUGGACCUUCAUCAUUACGUGGCGGAUCAAGCAAACAUGUCGGAUCACAUGGAGCAAGCGGUAGUGUGAAUGGAGCAUCAGUUUCAGGAAACUUACCGCCAUGGACACAAGAACAACCAACUCCGGAAGAACUGACACUGUACACCACAUUAUCAGCAUAUGCAGAUGCAUUGGAUGCUUUACCACUCGACCUAACCCGAUCCUUUUCCGAUUUACGAGAAUUAGAUGCAGUAUUGGGCCCACAUCUCAAUUCACUCACACAUCGUCUAGAUCAACUCACUACAAUCAUCGAGGACAGCUCAUUCACACCAGGCGAACGUCUAUUAGCUCUCAAGGAAGUUGCAGAAGAAGCGCGUGCAUACAAGAUGGGAGGAGAGGAUAAGAUUCGAGUCGCUUUAAACACAGCAGAGACGAUCAUCUCACAUACGACAUACAUUGACUCUCUAUUGGCAAAUUUAACUUCCGUUCCAUCUCUAGCCUCGAUUCUUUCACCUGCUAAGAAUUCUCAUUUGGCCGGUCAUCUAUCCGAUGGAACUGCAUUGGCACCCGGAUCAGGCCCAGGAGGCAACAAUCCGGCCAACAUGGAUACUUCUGUGGACAACACUUCACCAACAAAGAAAAAGAGAACAGGACCAGCAGCCGGACAAGCCCAAGGUGCCACAUCAUCGCUAAGUACAGCAGCAGAGAAACGUGCCAAUGAGGCGGCAACACAAGCAACAGCCAAUGCAGCGGCAAAGAAACGCAAACAAGCAGCACAAGCAGCAGCGGCAAAAGCAAGGGCAGCAAAAGAAGCAGCAGACGAUACAGAUGGAGAAAUUUCCGCGCCAUCAGCAAAGAGACCGGCUGUGAAACGAUCCAAUAAAGCGAAUGGAGCCCAUGAUCGAGAUGAUGAAAAGGAUAGCGAGAAUGCUUAUACUACUACCGGAUCACGAUCUAGAGGAGCAAGAGCAGCAAGAACGCAAAUACGAGGAAGCGGAUCGGAUAACGAAGAAGAUGGCUCGGAUACCGGAUCAACAGCUCCCAGAUCUGCACGUGUUGCCCGAGCACCAAGACCGGUGCAUGCUGCUGAUAAUGAGCCUGUUAAUGCAGCUCUUUCGGUUGGAGAUGAUGCGGAUGAAAGACGUUAUUGCUUCUGUAAUAAUGUUAGUUAUGGAGAUAUGAUUGGAUGUGACGGAGAUGAUUGUGAACGUGAAUGGUUUCAUUUGGGUUGUGUUGGAUUACUUAAACCGCCACAAGGAACUUGGUAUUGUGAUGAUUGUGCACAAAAACGAUCUUCGAAUGCAAGAAAUAAAAAGCAAAAGACUACUAAAUUGGCCAAGACCAGUGGUGCACAUGGCGGAGGAGUUGUCGAAUCCAAGACACGCACAGCAAGUGGGAAGCGGUAAAGGUUGUAUUAUUGAUUCAUACCUAUUAGCAUCGCAAGCAAGAAUGGUUUAAUUUAAUAAUUGAUGACAUUAUCAGCCAUAUUGUAGAUUUGAGCCAGGAGAUGAGAAUUACUCGUGAUAAGAUGCAGGUCCAAAGGCAAAAGCAGAGCAAUGUAUGUAGAUCAUUGGAUUAGAAAUCUCCAUAAGAGAUCUCCUAUUCAUAGAUCGGAGUUUUAUUAUGGAAAGAGAACAUUCUGCA